Messenger RNA from Exophiala oligosperma, 2443 nucleotides. RefSeq lists its product as uncharacterized. Gene Ontology annotation, molecular function: protein binding. NCBI's taxonomy places the organism in Eukaryota, Fungi, Ascomycota, Eurotiomycetes, Chaetothyriales, Herpotrichiellaceae. Bases 87 to 758 code for a protein of 223 amino acids. The record is from RefSeq and is a predicted model, not a curated record. The transcript has a single exon.
GUUGUUCUACAGACUCUCAUGAGUGAACACAAUAUUCCAGACUCACCAUAGAACGACAUCACUCAUAGCAGUUCAGUCUUACGACCAUGCCGUCCGCUGCUCCUCCCCUACCCACUCCCACCCCGGACGAACUCGAUGACCUGAUAUAUUUUUCGCGGGCCGGCGACCUCGAGUCUCUCAGACAACUCAUAACGAAUCUUUGCGCGACGCACUCGUGCCCACCUUCAGUGAUCCUCGCGUCGGCCAUUGACGUUGACGAAGACGGUCUGGGGUCACAGUCGAGUCUGCUCCACUAUCCUGCGGCGAACGGCAACCUCGAGGUCGUGAAGUACAUACUGGGCUUACUCACGCCCUCGGACGCACUGGGAUCGAGCGUCGGCGCGACCACGGCGGACAAGUCAGCGCCAGCGCUCGUGAACCACAAGAACGUGAAUGGGAACACGCCGUUGCAUUGGGCGGGGAUCAAUGGCCACCUGGACGUCGUCAAGGCACUCGUGGGAGCGGGUGCGGACCCCGGGAUCGUCAAUGCCGCGGGGAGAGAUGCAGUGUUUGAGAGUGAGAUUUCGGCCAAGGAAGGGGCGGCCGAAUGUGCCGAGUGGAUGUUGAAGGAGUGCGAAGGGUUAGAAAAGGGUGUAGGAGGAGGCCAGGAGGAGGAAGGUGAGGCAGCGCAGGAAGAUGUGGAAUCGAUGAGACCAGAAGAAGAGCCCUCGACGACGACGACGAAAGAGAAUGGUACGACGGAGGGAAAGGCGACAUGAUGACGGAUGAUCUGGAGAAAAGAAGAGAGAGAGAGAGAGAGACAGAAAUCGAAAGAGGCGGCACAUGCAACCGCAAGAACUCUCCCGUCGUGGAUCAGCCCAACAACACUUGCCAAAGUGUUCAACUUGAGUAUUUCCUGGAUGAAGAUAAUUCUCUGGAUAUCACCAAAUACGUCUUUGAAAGUGGACGGAAGGAAGAAGGGCUCUUGCAUGUUUUGAGGAUGAGCGAGUUACCUCAUGUCAGGUUUUUCAACAUUGAGGCGCCAGAUAUGCUGUGAAACAGAAGCGCUUGCCUUCUCACGCACGACCUGGCCAAGGAACCGGAGAAUCCAACAUCCCACGAGUCAAAUAGCAAAUGUACAUGAAGGCUACAUUAUGCUUUUUGGCCUCGACCAUACCAAAAGAAAAAUGGCCAAAAAAGCAGAAAUGGUACAGUACACACCGCAAACCACAGUCGGACUCAACACUGCGCUUUUGAAUGGGGUUCUUCUGCCCACGAUCCGACUCUCUGACCUCCACCACCUCGAACAUUGUCACUUGUUUCUCUCUCCCUCCUCUCCUCAGUCAUCCCUAACUGGAACACAUCGACAUUCUUCUCCCUCCUUAUCUGACAGACUGCAAGUUAUGGUGGGACACAGUUUUCCGGUCUGACGGUCGACGACGCAAUAUCCAUUGUGGCAACGUCCUACCAUUUGACGCUUUGAUUACCAAGACAUAAGAGUCAGUCAUGUCAUUUUUGGGUUUGGAUAGAGCUGCAGUUUUCGUGUUGGGCAAAAGCGGUGAUGAGGGAAAAGGAACGAAAAAGGAAGAGAAACGUCUCUGGGCACAUGUAACUCGUACAGAGUGACAUUUGUCACACAUACCUUGUCGAUGCUAUUACCAUCUCGGUUCGGUCUGAGACAAGUCUCUUUUGCCGGUGUUGUAUUAUCUGCCGGCAGAGGUGAGGUCAGGGAUGAAGGGAUCAAAAGUACAAAGGUGGCUAGGAAGAUUUUGGUGAAGAGCAUUCUUUUUGGUAGCUUUCAGAGUGAAAAGAAAUGUGUUCGAGAAGACGGUUUGACGGCGGUGUCGGUGUCAGUGUGAAGAGUACGAGGGCCAGUGUGAUGAAAUGCUCUACGACGGAGUACGGAUAAGGGGGUCACUUAUAAGCCUAUCUACAAUCGAGCCAUCGUCAUGGUCAUCGUCAGGUUGUUCUGGAUGUCUCUUUUACGAGGUCUCACACACGACGGGCCGUCGAACUCGUUUAGCGAGAGCCAAAAACUACAGUGACUAAAUAUUCGGUGUAGGGAGGGUUAGGUUUCGCUUUACAAAGCUUUACAUUACACCAUGAUGGUGUCCCGGUUGAAGAGGUUCGGAGUUCGACCCGUAAUCCGUGAGCUCAUGCGAAGCUGAGCUGAGAGCGAACAGUUACCUAGUUGGUACUCGGUACGGGAGGAAGUCAAAAAAGAAAAAACAAUACGAGGAAUGCCUGACUCCUUGACUACCUCUGCUCUUUUUCGAGUUCGGAUGACCAACAGUUUUUAUUUUAUUUUUUUGGUUCGAGGCAAGCGAUACGAGAGGGGGGAGGUGAUACCUUUUAGCUAGCUGGUAGGCUGAAAAUUUCAUUCGGAAUCUCUUUACUCGAACACGAGGAUGACCGAUGAGGUUGGAAAAUGAGUAUUGAGCGUACACACCCAAGUCAUUCGUAU